AACUGUUAACAACUUGCUCCUUGUGUUCGACACUGAAACAUACAAAUGUGACGCGUGUGACAUUUGUGCUUAAAAGAGCUCUAGAAUACUAACGGAUAUGCAAAGAAAGCGUCCCGGGUUCCCUCUGUUCCACCCAGCGGCACGCUGAAGCUGGGCUUAGUUCCCUCCCCCUGUGACCGUCGCAUCCUUACAUUCAUCCUGCCGUUCAUUGUGGGAUAAAUAAACAAGUGUGCGCUUCGCUUAAAGCUGCUUCGGGCCUUCAUUAGGAGCUAAUCUGGUUGUGAAAAGGUUUUCCUCCCUGCUGCUUCUACCUGCAUUCAGACGCUACGAGCUUCGUCUGCAUCACAACACACACAGAUUAGGCUAAUGGUAUUAGUGGCUCUCCGUGGAUCAUUAUUAUUGCCGGCAUUAUCAUUAUUAUUAUAGUUAGAAUAAAGCUCUGUCACAGACUUGUAACUGGAGGACGGACGCAUUUUGUACUGUGGGAUCUGAACUAAUUUUCUACCUUGGUAAUUCAGAAGAAAAGGAUAGAAUUAGGUUUUUUGGUCCUGUGACAGUUUAAAAAAAAAAAAAGUCUUCUCAGCAUAAUCUCACAUACACUUCGCUUCACAUGACGGAAAACACACACAAUUUUUGUCUCCUGAGAAAUUCCCUCAUUUUGCAGAGUUGUUGAACUAAAAAAAUCUAGAAACACACACACACACACACACAGCACAGAUUAGCUGUUGUAUGGAACCUCAGGGAAGCUCAUUCACAUGGAAAAACCUCUUCUUGAAUCUAAUUGGCGGCCGGUGUGUAAAUCCUCCACUCAGCACUCAGCGGUUCGUCUCCCUGCUGCUUCUCAUGUGUCUCACACUCAAAACCUGCAGCCAGGUGACCCGAGAACACACACUCCUCUGUGGCGUCGUCGGGGGAGAACAUCCACUUAUGGGACUUUUUUUCGCCCGCUGCCAGCAGUUCUUCAUCGUCAGGCGGAGGGCUCUCUGCUCUCGGGGGCCGCGUAUUGAACGCCGGGUCGGAUCGAUCGCCAUGGCGUCCGCUCUGGCGGACGGCAGGCCGGCGUUCUCCAUCGAUCGGAUCCUGGGUUUGGAGCUGCAAAGACCUGGAAACGGCCUGAAACUGCACCGACCGUGGGCAGAGAUCGGAUCGGAGAAGGAGAGCAGAGGAAAUGUUACGUGUUCUCCACAACAACAACAACAACAGCAACAGCAACAUCCUCAGCAGAUGAACUCUCCCAGGCCGACAUCUAACUGGUACAUCGGACGCAGGCCGCGCACCGCCUUCACCAACAGCCAGGUGAACGUGCUGGAGACGGUGUUCCAGGUGAACUGUUACCCAGGUAUCCAGCUGAGGGAGCAGCUGGCAGGGAGGCUGGACCUGGACGAGGACAGAAUACAGAUCUGGUUUCAGAACCGGCGGGCCAAGCUGAGGCGCUCCCUGAGAGAAACCCGUCUGCGGCGGGUUCAGACGGCCGUGGCCGACGUCGGGGUCGGAGGUCGAGUGAAGGCCGAGCGGGACCCGGUGGUGGAGAAGGAGGAGGAGCGAUGCCGAUGAUCUCUGAUCUGUGGACAUUUAUUCUUCACUUCCUGCCAAAUAUCAUGCAAAAAAACAACUGUGGAAAAAACAAAGCUGACAAAUAAAAUUCACAGUUUGCUGCAAAAACACCGGGAAGGAAUUUGAAGGAAGCUCAAACGUCUUUUCUGGACAAUUUGUAAUGUUGUGUCUUCAUAUGUGAAUAUGUUUCUGUUCUCUAAACUGUACAAAGUCUGAUAAAACUAAUUAAAAUGAUAUUAAUCUGA
Messenger RNA from Gasterosteus aculeatus aculeatus (three-spined stickleback), 1799 nucleotides. It is a transcript of the gene hesx1, whose product is annotated as HESX homeobox 1. Gene Ontology annotation, molecular function: RNA polymerase II cis-regulatory region sequence-specific DNA binding; DNA-binding transcription repressor activity, RNA polymerase II-specific. Gene Ontology annotation, biological process: regulation of transcription by RNA polymerase II; forebrain development; pituitary gland development. NCBI's taxonomy places the organism in Eukaryota, Metazoa, Chordata, Actinopteri, Perciformes, Gasterosteidae. The record is from RefSeq and is a predicted model, not a curated record. Gene Ontology annotation, cellular component: nucleus.